AUGGACUUGGAAGGGAAGAAAAUGUUAAUUCAGCUUAAUAUAGCCGAAUCUGCUAAUAAAGAUAAUGAUGUUAUUGGUGAACCUAGGAAAGGCGUGGAGGCAACCCGAAGAACUGCAUGUUCACUGUACGACGGUGGCGGCGGGUCUCCGGGGACGAUCGCCGCCAUCGGCAUCUCCCUCGGCGAGGGCCCCGCGACCGUCAGCGUUGUCCGGCUGUCCGGCACUGAUGCCAUCGCCGUCGCCGCCCGCGUGUUCCGAUCGGCCCGGAAGUCCCCGGCGCCCUGGAGGCCCCGAAGCCACUCCGUGGAGUACGGGCUCGUGCUGGACGGAGACGGGGGCGUCAUCGACGAGGUGCUGGUGGUGCCCAUGCUGGCUCCGAGGUCCUACACUCGGGAGGAUGUGGUGGAGCUCCAGUGCCAUGGGGACGACCUUUGCUUGCGCCGCGUGCUCAGCGCCUGCUUGGAGGCCGGUGCUCGGCUCGCCGACCCUGGUGAAUUCACCCUUCGCGCGUCCCUAAAUGGGAGAUUGGACUUGGCUCAAGCGGAGAACGUCUCGAGGCUUAUUUCAGCCAAGUGCGUAGCUGCGGCAGAUUCAGCCUUGGCUGGCAUCCAGGGAGGCUUUUCUACUCUAGUGAAAUCUUUGAGAUCAAUGUGCAUAGAAUUGAUCACUGAAAUUGAGGCUUGUUUAGAUUUUGAAGACGAGAUGCCUCCAUUGGACCCUAUGAUGCUGCUCAGCAAAAUUAACAGCAUGAGGCAAGAGGUUCAAGAUGCUCUUGAUACUGCAAAGUAUGAUAAGUUGUUGCUGUCUAGUCUACAGAUAGCAAUUAUUGGCCGCCCAAAUGUUGGAAAGUCAAGCCUCCUGAAUGCCUGGAGUAAGAGUGAAAGAGCUAUUGUUACUGAAAUAGCUGGAACUACAAGGGACAUAGUUGAACCAAAUGUCUCGAUUUGUGGAAUCCCCGUUACCCUUCUCGACACUGCUCGCAUAAGAGAAACCGAUGACAUUAUGGAAAAAAUUGGUGUAGAACGAUCAGAGACUGCUGCACUGGGAGCUGAUAUGGUUAUUAUGACAAUAAGUGAAGUUGAUGGGUGGACUCAAGAUGACACUAAACUUAUCAAACGUGUCAUGAUUGAUAAGGAUGCACAGAGUUCACACAAGUCAUCAGAUGCAGAAGAGGAAUGGGAAUGUGAUUCAGAGACUAAUCCAACAUGGUAUGAUAGUGAUUAUGCAGAUGCAUUGGUUGACAAGGGGAAGAAAGUAGGAGCUGAGUACAAACAUGUUCCAGGCACAGAUGAUGUCACUGAAGAGGAACUACAGCUACGAGAAGAAGAUGAUUUUGAGAAGAUGCACAAGAGUGACUCAGAUGAUGAGGAGUACAAUAAGAAGAAAAGGAAAGAGAAACCCAUAUACAGGUUCAAAACAUUUAACCUACUAGUGGAGAUGGAAAAUCCUCAUUUCAAACUAGGUAUGGUUUUUGAUUCAGUGGAGUUAUUGAGAAAGGCAGUAGCACAUUAUGCAGUUAAGAACAGAGUGCAGAUCAAGAAAAAAUGA
Molecule: messenger RNA, 1548 nt
Organism: Hordeum vulgare subsp. vulgare (domesticated barley)
Lineage: Eukaryota; Viridiplantae; Streptophyta; Magnoliopsida; Poales; Poaceae
Product: tRNA modification GTPase MnmE-like
Exons: 10
Coding region: 1-1548 (515 amino acids)
Biological process (GO): tRNA methylation; tRNA wobble uridine modification
Cellular component (GO): cytosol; cytoplasm
Molecular function (GO): GTP binding; protein binding; GTPase activity
Source: RefSeq, a predicted model, not a curated record